Paramuricea clavata is the source of this 16520-nucleotide messenger RNA. The record is from the annotation of a GenBank genome assembly. NCBI's taxonomy places the organism in Eukaryota, Metazoa, Cnidaria, Anthozoa, Malacalcyonacea, Plexauridae.
CUCCAAAAUUAUAUCAGACGAAUGCAAGGGACAAACUUUGUAAAUUGAGUUUUAUUGUAACGGCUACGAUUCCUUGUUUGUAAUUAACCUACCCCAGACAUUAUAUUAUUGCUUUCACUAGUCUCCACUUCAGAUUGCUGUAAAUUAGAUUGCUUUGUUUGCAAUCGUUCUUUCGAACGUGAAGUUUUUCUGCUAACGUCCGCCAUAUUUGUUAUUCUUUAUGACGCUAUUCUGUUACCAUAACAACCAAGCUUGAGCUACAAUUCAAUCUCUGCGUUUUAUAAUAAAACUCAACAAUAGAGGUGGAUCGAGGGUGCUAUAUUUUUCGACUUACAUAGACAAAGAUAAUAUUCUUGGUAGUAAAACUAAUUUAAACUCCCAAAGAUUCGAUUUGUGAAUGUAAACAUAAACUAAAGAAUAUGACUUUGAAAGGAUCUUCAUUCAGUCUUACUAUUGAGAUCAGUGCAACCUGGGUUUCCCGCCAAAACGUUUAAAAACCUUACUGCAAAUAUGGCGACAAGUUGAAAAUUUCAAAGCAAGUAUUCACAAAAUUGCCCAUUUUUAUAGCGUAUAAUGGCUUCAAAAACUGAACAAUCGAUCAUAAGUUUAGCUAAGCAAGAAAACAAUGACGAGUUGGUGCGAAUAUUAAAUGGAAUUAAAUUGGAAAAGGUAUAAGAAACAUUUACAAUGAAUAAACAAAUUGCAUUUUUCUAACCAAUGAUGGUAAUAUGAAUAUAUGUAUUUAAAUGUAAACAGCAUAGGUCAAUUGCCUACUAGUUGUGAUAUACAUAAAUUUUUUUUAUUAAGUUGCAAUCCUUGAUUUGUGCACUUGGUCCACAGUUAUUUAAACCCCCUCAACUAUUGCAACCAUAUCUUCACAGAUUCUAGCGUUAACCCCCUUCCCCCCUUUGUGGGUUAAGUCCACAAAGGGAAACGAAAUCUAAUUGUUGAUGGUAUUUUACUUGUUAUCAUAUUUGUAACCACUUACAAUCACAUGGAUAGGUGGGCAUGAAUAUAGUAAUAACACAAAGUUGGAGCCUGACAAUGGUAAGAGACUAAUAAGAUUUUGUUAUAGCUUGGAAGUAUACUAACAUCUCGUACAAAUGAAAAUCAUGGUGAUGUUGCCAAGUUGUUGCGAGCAAGUUUUCAAGGUAUACCCAUUCUAUGCUUAAUAAUUAGAAGAAACCCAAUGUAUACAAAAGAAAAAGCACUGCGAUUCUUGAAACUUUCAACUUGAAACUUUAAUUUCCAUCUAUUUGUUUUUUAAGGAUCUCCAUGUAGUGAUGAGGAAGGCUUGCAAAGACGGAGUUUUCUUUUUAAUCAUUGCAUGAAUAUAUUGAGUGACACUGAUAUCUCUGCUAAGGUGAUUCUAAGAUAUUUACUCACACUACCAGUUUGUAAAAAGCAUUGAGAAAAUAAUUAACUAUGGAUCUUUCUACUGUAGCUUGCAACAGAAUAUGCGGGAAUCUUAUUUUUGGAGGUACGAUGGUUUUAUGCAAUAUAUAGUUGGUUAAUUUGCAGCAUAAUCAUUUUUCAUGUGCAAAUAUUAGCUCAUAACUAAGCUCAUACAGCACCUGCAUAUGUGAUGUAACUGCACGAGAGGCUUGGAAUCAUGUGAAAAUACCUUUUCCAGUGCAGGUAGAAAUUAGAAUACAAUUGAUGUGUUUGGACAAGACAGUCAAAUACUCCAAUGACUAAUGUAUUCAUCAAACACAUUUUGUAGAUUGAUAAAACAUCAAGUGAAUUAUUGUGUGAAUUGGCUGAUAAAAUUGUUGAAAGUAUUCGCAAAGGCUUGCUAAAGAACGGAAGGUGUGCAGGUGUCAUGUCUAACUAACAUCUACUUUUAAAGAAUAUUGUACAAUAUAGUAGUAUAGUACCUAGCCUGCAUGUCAACAUUACCUUUGUGGAAAAACAACCAUUGGCAGACCACUGAAUGACAUUUUCCAUAUUUACAGUACAGUAUGUCAUGCAUGGGUCCAGGAAAGGCAACCCAGCUGAUUAACUAUAUGUACAGUACAUUCCUGCCAUUUCAUUUUAGAGUAGUGCAGCUGUUUCCAAAGAUUUUAUCAUCCAUAGCUUCAAGAGACUCUGUCCCACUUUCCUCAGGUAACAAUACUUGUAAGACAAUGUGAUGAUUGCUAUAUAAAUACAUUUACAAAUACUUAUGUUAUGAAGCAAAUUUUCUGAACCUUUUCAAAGCUUAGAAAUAAUUUCAUAGUAAAUAACUUAUAGAUAUAAGUUGAAAUAAAUGUAUGUAUUUUUUGACAAAAAAAAUGUAUGACAUAUUUCAGAUGGUGGUGGUGAGCUAUCAGGGAUUCAGUAUAAAAGUCAGAUGAUAAACACUUUGUGUUCAACAAAGUAGGAUAUUUUUCUCAGUUUUGUCAAUGCAUUUCUCCCUCUCUUCAUUUAUUUGUUCUGUUUGUUCUCAUUCUAUUAAAUUAAAAACAUUUCUUCGUACCAAGUUAAAUAUUUUCCUGCUUCGGACCAAAUGUUUGUGUGAUCUGAUACUUUUUCCAUGCCCUGCUGAAAUGCUGUAUUGUGAUGUUUCUUUAUUUCCUUAGGUGGCAUUCUAGCUGUGUCAUCCAUUUGGCUAAUAUGUUCAGGUAAAAUGAUGACCAUUCUUCACCUGGAUUUAUAUGUGUGUGUUUAUGCGUUUGUCUGUACCAUACGAUUCACAAAUAUCCAACGUAUUAAUACGAAAAUUUGUGGAGUUCAAUUUGGAUGAAAAUUGGAUCAUAUGGAAAUGCUACUUCUUUAAAUUGUUUGCCUUCAAUUCCAUGCAAUAUAUAGCUUAAUUUAUAGCCUACCAAUGCUUUCAUGGUUAAAAAUUGUUGUUACAGUACAACUUUGUUAUACAGUUAUUGUCCGCAAUUGGUGAAGGAUUCACAUCAACUUCACGAUUGGGACUUAAAAAUUUAAAUUAAACUACAGUGCAUAUUUCUUUUCAGAGAGGUCUCAUUAACCAACGAAGAGUUGAAAUUUGUCAUAGAAAAGAUUUUAAGGUUUGUAUAAAAAAGUGAUUCCUUAGACAAUAUUGUGGAACUGGAGUAAAAACAUGAACGCGCAGACAUGACGCAGAGACGGUUAUUGAUUGUAGUUUUAUCCUGGGUAAUUUUCCAUAUAAAGGGUGACUUUCUAUAUAAACGGAAGACCUCAUAAAAAUGUUGGUGCUCAGUUCACGUUAGUAUUACUGCAGAUUAAGAUUACGUUUUGGAUCUUAUUGGGGAAGUUGGGUUGUGGUUAAGAUUGUAAAGAGAAACAGUAGCGACUGUGAGGUGCAAUAUCAUAUAGUUCACUUUGUAUUUAGGAUGUUCAAGAGUCUUGAACUAGAAGAGAUACCACCAGUUGUGUAUCAGCUGUUCAUAUUUGUAUUUAGGAUGUUCAAGAGUCUUGAACUAGAGGAGAUACCACCAGUUGUGUAUCAGCUGUUGAUAUUAUGCUCCAAGGGACAUAGGAUUUGUGUACUGGAAGGUGUCAUUACGUAUUUUACCCAACUUGAUAUUGAAAGUGUUCAGAACGAGCAGCAACAAAGGUAAUGGAACGAUCUCACAAUCUAUUUCAUUGUACACGUACAUGGACUAAACUAAACUAUAUAGUGAAUAUAAACUUUUUACAGAGAUGAGGAAUUCCAAGGAAUUUCCACCGACCAACUUCGACAUACAGAAGGCAAUGUCAUUUUGCACAUUACGUUUGCCGUAAAGCAAGACCAACAGCUUGGAAAAGAGUUUGUUAAAUAUUUGAAGGUGUGUAUAACGCAUUUCUGGAGUUAACCAACAUAUAUGUCGCCCGCUAACAUUGAAACUCGACAAUAAGGAACAUUUUAACAGAAUUGUGCAAACUUUUCAUAAUCAAUUUCACAUUUUUUACUAUAUAUAGGCAUGCCAACAACGUCCUCAAAAAAUACUGACAGCUUUCAAUCUUGCAAUUGCUCUGUCUGUUGCUCAAAUCCAUAGAUUUGAAGAACCAGUGAGUCAUUUCUUUCAUGUUUCAUUCACUACAGCCACGUUGUUAGAGAGAACUUAGUUAACCAUUUUUUCAAUUUGUUAAUUUAGUAAUUAUUUAGCUAAAAGUCGGUGAAGAACGUUUUUCAAUUUGCUACGUCUCUAGAUCUUUGAUGUGCUUAAAGCCGCUGUUUUAAAGAGCUUUAAAAGCAUUAAACUUAGGAGUGCUUCAAAGUGGAUGCAAGGUAUAAAUAUCCUGAAACGACAUUUAUUUACAAUAGCUUUGGUUACAGUUAAAGAUUAUUUGAAUAUUAGUGAGGAGACAUCGUUUUCUUUUUAGAUAAUGUCGAAAGUAUUCCUGAUAUCUCUAAGGAAAUUCUACAAACCGUUCAAAAUAGGUACUUUUUUGUACAUUAACAUCUAAGUCGUCUAUAUAGUGUAUGUUUUGAGGUUUUAAUUCAUUUCCAUUCAGUAUGUUUGGUUGGGACCAUGUUGCUCAAGGCAUCGUUCAACUUGGCUUUUAUUUAAUGGAUACCUUUGGUUCGAAGAAUAACGGUAUGGAUUACUAUGAUGUAGAAAUUAAGUCGCGAGUGGGUACAGUUGGAAACACGAUAACCUAUAGAAACACGCUGACUGUAGUUAGCGUACCUGCCCAGUGACCUCUCUAUAUAUCUGGAGCAGGAACGUCAGACUCGUCAGUCACUCUGUCUAUGAGGAAAGUGAAGGCAAGAUGGCGGAAUUGAAGUCCAGUAGCUCCAUCUUUGACUUCACGUUUUACACUCAAGUUCUCGCUCCAGAUAUAUAUGAAGAUCAAUGUACCUGGUUAGUUACACAGUGGACCAAUGAGGGAUGGUGGGGGAUGCCAUCACAGCUAGGACCUCUAUGGAAAACAGUUGGGAACUGAUAAAACUAUGAGCUAUCCUGAAACUAAGUUAGUCAAUGAUAAAUAUUAAGCUUCUAUGAACUUUAGACGCAAGCAAUACAGGUCAGUGCAGUCCACAACAAGAAUCCUGCCAGUUGGGAAGUUUAAUCUUGUUGAAAACGUUUAAGGUAAUCUCUUGAAUGAUUGAAGAAACUCAACUGGAAUGAAGUAAACUCACUUCAGUGACCCUACAGUGUCAUUAGUGUCAUCCUCCAUUCUCAAGCAUCAGCCACCGUCCUCAAGCAUAUCAGCCACCGUCCUCAACAACGUCAUAAGCAAUCAGCGGUGGAAAUUCACUUUUUCCAGUAACGUGGCAAACACUGCUUAUUUCCGCCAAAACUACACUGUACACUAAAAUCUGGUUGUUUUUUGUAAAAUUUCGCACCACUGCCGACCAUCUUCUGUCAUCAUCCACCAUCAUCUACCAUCACAUUCGUCAUCUGGCACAGUUCAUGAUUGUAGAAAAAUGUCAUCACAUACCUUUAUUCCGCAGGUUCACGAUAUGAUUCGAACGGAAAUACUGGAGCAAAUUUUCAACAGAUUGCUUACUAAAGCUACCAGUACUUCCACUCACUACAUAGGUAGGUUUAUGAGUGAAAGUUGCGCUUCUUAUAAGACUAUCAGUAUAACUUUAUAAUACAAAUGUUUCUGUUGUCAUAUCGUUGAUCCGUUGUCUUUUCCAAGAUCUUCUCCAGAAAGCAGUUGCGUCAAAUCCUCAAGCUCUUUUGGACUCCUUAUCUAAGGUAGAGAUCGGAUAUAUAGACUUCAAUUUGUUUGCUCUUAGUUUUAUCAACAGUUCUGAAAUUGACAUGUGCUGCAAUAUGUAUGCAACCCUACCAUACUGUACAUUUGUAUUUGAUUCUGUGUUUUAUUAACACGUCUUCUCCUUGGAAGAGUACAUUAUUCUGUACAUUAUUUGUUGUCUUUGGCCUUCAGGUGAAAGAAGUGUUUGAGUAUUUGUCAUGUCUACCAUUUGCGACAGCUCAAGGUCUUUUGCAAGCUGUUUUGGUGAGAAUCUUACUGAACAAUGUAUUCAAUAUAUAGUAAUGUUUAGAUGAUUUAAACCAUGACGUCUCUUUGCAGCCGCUUAUGAAGAUCAGUAUUACGUUAAGAGAUUCACUGAUGCUCGUUUUACGAAAAGCCAUGUUCUCCAGGUAACCAAAUGAAACAUCCAUCAGUUCAAUCAUUGUAAAGACGUUUGAGCUUUCUAAGAACCUUCCCUUUGAAUAAUAAAAUCGUCUGGCAUCGAGGACAACGUAUUUUUUUACUGUAUAACCUAUACAGACAAAAAUGAGUUAGAUUAGCGAUCCCACCGUUUAAGCUAAUCAUGUUUCCUUUUUCUUGUUUGAUUAUUCAUCCUCUAUUUACAACAUUCCAGUUUAAGCUUUUCUGGAAAUACAUAUUCAGUUUUCAGUUACAGUUACAUAUUCAGUACCAUACACGUCUGUAGAUGAAGCUCUGGGAACGAGGUUGACAUUCACUAUACAGUAGCUUUAUCGACACUUUUACCUCGUUUUUCAAUGCAUUCGUUUCAUAAAGAAGGUGGUUUGAGAUAUUUUUGUUUUGAAAUCAGGAAUUUAGAAUCACGAAAAAUUGCGGUCAGUGGUUUUCUAAUUGUAUUGAAACAUUUCAAGGUAAUUUUACUUUUUAUUUUAUAAAAUACAUUGGAAUAGAAAUUUAUAGAAUACCAAUUUAGAAAAUACAUUGUCAGCUCAUCGUGCGAUAAUUCUCUAUAUUUUCCCCAUAAUAUCCAUCAUUGAUAUCAACUCCACAUUCGGUCAACCAUUGUUACACCGUUGACUGUUGGCCAGUCAGAAAAAAAUCUUUUCUAUAUUGUGCAGGUACGUGGAAGCAACAUAACAUCAAGCCAAAGCUUAAGUCAGAGCAGUCAAUCUUCAGCAUCAAGUCACAUUCAAGUGGAUGUUCAUAAUACAAGCAGAGGAAGCAAUACGGGAAAUGAAGCUUUGUGCUUGGAGAUUUUAGGUGCGUUAUUACGGGGUAAAGUGUUGGUAAGAUGCAUUAUACAGUAAUACACAAACUGUAUAAUGAUGAACGAAUUUUAGUCGCAAAAAUAAGAGACAAUGAUUAGGGUGAUUCUUGAGAUAUGGAAUAUAUUUUCACAAAAAUAUAAAUUUUAGGUGGACUACGUCGUUGCUUCAAUCAACAGGCUGACAUCCGCGUCCUUUUAUACGAGGUAUAAAGCUCAAGGAAUUUAUCAUUUAGUAACUAGUGCAUUCCUUGGAUCUUUCAUUUUGUUAAAUUAAAUCAAAUCCCCAGAUCGUCUAUGAUUAUGAAUGCUGUUAAAUUCUUUGGACAUUUUAGGGUCUUUGUGAUGUUUUGGGAUCAAAUUCCGAGUUACAACAAGCAGCGUUAGAAAUCGUUCAUAAACACGUGAGUAUAUAUGCAACUUUGCAUAUUUCGUUAUUUUUUAUGAUGGGCUUAAUAUGGGAUGUCAGUCCGGUGACCCAAUCCUUCACUAGUAAUAUAAGAAAGUAAUAAAAGAUCAUUGGCAACUGCAUUUUCAAACUUUUGGUGAUUUCUAACCGCUGUCUUCUUUGUUAAGUUUUUGAAAUACUAUGAACAUGACGACGAAAUCCUUCCUCCUCUAAAUCUGGAUCCUUGCUUAACAGCGUCUGGCGACCAAGUCUUCCUUGCUGAACCACUGGUAUGGAAAAUUACAUUUUCGCAUGAAGUUUUCGCGCGAAAAAUGUCGGACAAUUUGAUUCUAUAAACGUUUCCAAAAUCCUAGGGACAUCUGCUGUGUUUAUUACAACAAAGUUUAGUCAGAAGUUUGAAGAAUUCUGAGCAAGAUGAACGAAUGGAUGAAGGUACAAGAUGGUUUCUGAUUAAAUGCAAUAGAACAUCUUACAUACAAUACAAUAGUUUGAACUGAGGCUGUGAUGGGGAAAUAUCAGGAUUUUGAGGUACCUCACUUGAUAGAACUAAAUGUUGAAGAGUUUUUCCAAGAUACGUAGAAUUGUCACUCCAUUCCAACUUCGAAAAACCUUUCAUCUUCAUGGUGUGAUGCUAUAUAUUUAAGUUCUAGUUAAGUCAUGGCCAACCUCACUAGAAAGAUGUCCUGUUUAUGGAUGUGUUAACUAACCGAAAGACGCCUUGUUCAUAGAUGGGGAAGAAGAGUUGAAUUAUUUCACAGAAAAGCUACAGGAAUUAUUUACCUCCUUAACACAACGGAUGAAUAAGAGCGAGUUGGAAGACUUUGAAUUGGUAAGAAGAAUGUAUUAAAGAUUGGUAGAGAGAAUCCAAAAUUUCAGUAUCCUGAAACAGAACAGUUAUUGCAAUGUGUUUUUACCACUGCGAUAGAUGUUGAAGCGACAUUCACAUUUCUGAUUAUAAUAGAGAGGUUCAGAUUUGACUUCCACUAUUGAGGUCUGGAUAAAUUCCUAUUUCAAACCGAAAUUAAAGAGCUUAUAUUGGGUUUCUCUUGUGCAUUUAAGGAUAAGUCGGCAGACUACUCCAUGGCGAAUGGCGUGGGUAUUAAGAACAAUAUAUUCGCCUGCUUGGUUCUUGGCAUUCUUGAGGUGAGACUUCAACAAUUAUUGGAUUGAACAAGUUGUCCAGAAUUAUUCAGACCGAGGUUAAUGUUAUCUACCGAGGUCAAUGUUAUCUGAAUUUUUGAUUCGUUGUAGGUUCUGAUGGAGCACACGUUCAUUGCAGGGGACUUCAGGUUAGUUCUGACCUGACACACUGUAUUGUAUCAUUUGUUUUUCUUUACUUAUUUAUAAUAUUGAAAUGUUUUAUUUUAGCCAGGAAAGCUGUGAAAUGGUCUUACAGUUGUUUACCAAAUACUGGAAACUUUCCAGCGUUCUGAAAGGGACGAAUUUAAGCCAAGGUAGCGUUCUAGUCAAGUAGAAUUGGAUCAUCAUCUUAUAAAUUCCAAGCUUAUUCUCAUCGAUAAUUUAUAAAUAACUUUUGUCCGAUAUUUCUAUAUUGUCACAAACUAUAGGUAAAAAAGCACGACAGUCUUCAUCAAAGCAGAUCGCACGAAGUAUGUUCUCUCUGAGUGCAACAGCUAACAUUCUCAAGGCAAUAUUAAGGUAAAGGCUAUAUCAAUUCCAGAACAAAGUAAUCUUGCUUGUGUCGGAGUAAAAAUUCAUAGAAAUAUUUUGCGUUUCCCUUUUCUCAUAUUCAGUGAUAAUCUUCCCAGUCAUCAAGCUGGUUUGGAUAUUUUGCGCAAUUCUGGAGACUUUGAUCAGUACAUUCUCACUGUAUCACACCAGAAAUUGACUCAGGUGAUUAGCCAUCUUUUUCCAGUUUUUUAGUGCUCGUGUCUCAGGCAGACAAUUGAAAAAUUUUCCUUCACAAUCGGCCUCUCAGUAAAAGCUGCUUCCCAGAAAAGGUUAAAUUGCUCGUCUUUACGGGGCAUUAAAUAGAAAUUUGUGUUCAGAUAAAUGACAAUGGUAAUUGUGAUGGCGUUGGUGGAAAGGAUGUGGAACAUAUUUAUCGUCAGUGUACUAAAAUUGCCAGGUCAGUGACACUUUUCUGCAGGCGUGCUGGUUGUGAACACCCUUCUUUUACUAUAUCUGCAUGUUUGGCUCCAUAUUCUCUCGGAAUCUAAAAUUGCCAGCAUGUAACUAGAACAAACCGUCCUCGUUUUUGACUGCAGGUGUAGUGCAUAGUAGCUACACUCCCUGACCUGCAUCCCUUUUGUCAGAUGAGUCUUAAACCCAAUGAUUGCUAAUUAAUACCAUCUCAGCCUUGCUUUCUUUACCUUCUGUGUAAUAUCUACCCACUGCUUCUUCUGAUCUCUUCACUAAACAUUGUCUCUGAGUAGCUUUCCUUCUUCUUGUUAAUGUCCAUAGUGUCUCAGCCUUGCUUUCUUUACCUUCUGAAUAUCUACCCACUGCUUCUUCUGAUCUCUUCAUUAAACAUUGUCUCUGAGUAGCUUUCCUUCUUCUUGUUAAUGUCCAUACUGUCUCAGCCUUGCUUUCUUUACCUUCUGAAUAUCUACCAACUGCUUCUUCUGAUCUCUUCAUUAAACAUUGUCUCUGAGUAGCUUUCCUUCUUCUUGUUAAUGUCCAUACUGUCUCAGCCUUGCUUUCUUUACCUUCUGUGUAAUAUCUACCAACUGCUUCUUCUGAUCUCUUCAUUAAACAUUGUCUCUGAGUAGCUUUCCUUCACAUGUCCAUACUUCUUUCACCUCUACAAUUUCUUCCACCCCACACAUACAUGUAUUCCGAUCUGUUCAUUUUAUAAUUAUGCUGUAGAGUUCUCCUUAAGAUGGUCAAUGGUGAGAGUUGUAUUACGAAGAAAUCUGAGAAAGUUAGUAUAAACUAUAUUGCAAUUUUACACAAAUACAGUAAGUGCAUUUGAAAGCCAAACUUUAACAUUUAUUGAGUGUAUGGGUAGGCCUAUAAGUACAUGUAUAAGUGAAGUAUCGCAGAAGUUUGGUAGAGCCUUCCCUUUUUUCUAAAAAUCCUUUUUACUAAAGAGUUUUAUGCCAGUGGCUUCAGUCGUUCAAUUUUCAAACUGUUCUACUAAAGUCUAAACUUGUUAUAUAUCAUGGUUAUUUAGAUUAUCAAUCAAAGUUUACACGGUGUAUUCCUGGUCAUUAAUAUAAUUGGCAACAGAUAUCGAACAAAGAUGCAGAAGUUCUUAGCAGCCUUAGGUAAGGUAUCUCCUAAAAAAGUACUCACCGAUGCCACUGACAGCUCAAGUAUAGAAUAUUAUCUCUAUAGAUCAGGAUAAUGAAGAAGCUGAAGCAGUUGUUGAUGAAAAUGAGCUCAUUCAUCGACACAUUAAGAAAUUUCAGGUGAGAAAUUUCGGCCAGACAAGAGGUACAAUCGUGUAAACGAAGGUCUCAUUUUGGUGUUCAAACAGUAGUUUUCAUUAUACGCAUAUUAUAAUAUCUGGUGUUUGAUGGCAAAGAAAUAAAAUUGAGAGAUUUGGUUUAAUUUGGUGUGUUCUGAAAUUCACUAUCAUCUGCAUGUUGCCCCCAAAACACUCACCGUGAAACCCACCGUUUGGUGUUAAAUCUAAUGGUUCUGGGAUUGGUCCUCGGGUAAAUUAUAUCAGAUGAUUGCUCUACACCAGGCAAGCUGAAAAACUACUUUAGUGCAGUGGGAAUAGAACCUGCGACCUUAGGUUCCCUAGAAAGUCGCUGGUUUGAUUGCACUAACUGUCAAGCAAUUUUCCACCUUGCCCGGUGCGGAGCCAAUCGAAGUAGCGUUGUUUAAAAUCGUGUUGUUAUCUCGCCAGUAUAAUGUAAAAUAUGUCGCCAAAAUGCGUGAUUAUUUGACGAUAUCUUUAGAGAUUAGUCGUGACGACGUUGGCAUCUCCUAAUGACACGAUGACAUUAAAAGACAUCCCUCAUAUGGUCAAUAUAAUAUCUUUAUUAACACGAUGUUUAAAGCCAGGCUUGGACCAUGUAAGUGACAAGAAAACUUAUUCACAGUUAAACAUUUGAAACUGUUGCAAUAUUAGGACUAAUGGACGGUCGUUGGAUUCCUGCAAUAUGCAGUUCUCAUUAUAAUUGCCACAUGUGAGAAGAGUGCUUCCAGUUUGACUUUACAAAUUACACUGCAGUCUUUCUCCUGGUUAUUCCUCACUGGUAGCUCCGAUUAUUCCUUGUUGCCUUUUACUAUGCACGAGGUUAAACACCUAAUAGUUAUGCCACGUUCUUUAUUGCUGUUACUUUUAGCUUUCACAAGUUCAAUCUUGGGCCAAGAGAAUUUGUGUAGAACAUAAUAUAGGUAAGAGGAGCUUACUAUUUGGAUGUCCGAUUGAGACUUUUCCAUUGUCACCUGUCAUUACAAUCUUCCGCAACUGGUCCUUCUAGUACGUUUCAUUACAUUCUCCAGCUUUUCUUUAGCUUUCAUAUUCCCUUCCCCUUUACAUUCCAUUGCCUGUCUUACUCCGCUCUCUUGAUCUUGUCUCUUUUGCAAGAUACUUGAGACCCUUAGCUUUUUCUGAUUUCAACACUUCUCAGUUUUGUCCAUCAGUGUCACUCUUCACUUCAUUUUGUACUGUAGAUGACGCAAUUGUUUCCAAGAGUUUGGUGUCCUUUAUGACGAGUUUGACAGCUCAGUGUUGUAACAAACUAAUAUUGGUAAGUAUAACACAUAACACGUCAUUUAGGACAGAUUAACUUGUUAGGGAUCUACCUUGUAAAGAUGCAGUGUCUUCGCGUCGAGACUAAAACGGCGAUGUUCAAUACAAAGUAGAGUUUGCCUAAACUUAUUAUCGUUGGUAAUUACCGAAGUUCCAAGGAACUUUUCAGAUUAUGCAAGCCCCUUAAGCCCUCCCAUCCCCUACUACACUUCUGAUUCGAUAAAAUUGUUAAAUUUUGAUUAAAGGAAAAAGAAAUGUCUGCUGAUAUUCAUAAACAACUUGGUGAUAUUGACGAGGUAUAGCUGUUAUAUUGAUUUAUAUGUUCAAGUUUUAUCCUGUUUCAUACCUUAACCAAUCACAAAAGGCGAUUUCUCUACAGUAGAGUUGUGGUUAUCUUACAAACACGACUUACUCUACAGCUACACGAAUUACCCUAAUUCCCCUGGUUUGCGAAUGAUAUAUCGUUUUCUUUGAAUAGGAUAUUGAAAUGACCGAUGAUUCGUACUUCGCAAUCGUAAACCCACGCACGGCGGCACCAAAUGUAUUGGUAGGUCUUGUUAGGUUGCUGAAUAUGUUCGAAAACUACUAGUAUUUUUUUAAUUAAUCCUACUUCUAGUCUCACUUCGAGACCAGGCUGCUCGGACUCUUGUAAUCCAUUCGUUUCUAUUUCGUGCCAUAUCCGCCGUCAUUAAUUUUGAUCUCUCCCAUCUUGUGAACCAACUCCAUAAAUGUCUCUAACCAGCUCUCCUUUAUCUCUUCUCAUGACAUGUCCAUACUAUCCCAGCCCUCACCUUCCCUGUAAACUCUAUACCACCCAACAUCUUUUGAUCUCUCCAAAAUGUCUCUAACCGGCACUCUCUCAUCUCUUCUCAUGACAUGCCUAUACCAUCCUAGUCUUGCUUUCUUCAAUGACUGCCACCCAUCUCAACCAGAUCCAUCUCAACAAACUGGUACUUAACUGUAUGACUCAUUGUCAAUAUGUUCACUCUAGAUGGUAUUGUUGAGCCAGAUUGACAAAGUGUUAGAUGAAAUAGAUUGGUUUAUGGCAAAGAUAAAAGCUGAUAAGGCCAAAACAGCAUUGGAAAGCCAAGAAGGUUGUGAAACAUUUAGACAUCGCUACUCAGUAAAUCCCUGAACAAAUGACAUUUAACAAAUGUGAUAUUCUUAUCUUUCAGACGAAAAUGAUGCGAGUCCGUCAUCGCCAAAAGACGAUCUAGAGAAAUCACUUUGUGGUCGAAUAACGAGCAUAGUACAUGUUUUUCAUGAACUUGUGCAAUCAGCAAUUCCAGUGGGAUCUUGUACGGAACUUUUACUUAAAGUAAGCCUCAUGAGUACAGUAGCUCUUCUUAUAGUAACCCACAGACCUUUGGUUUGAUGUUUUUAUUUAGAACGCUCAGAAAUGAAUAUUUUCGGAGAGUGUUUCCGCACCAUAAUUACUAUUUCUACUCCAUCUGACGACAAAAAACAAAAUAACUACCUGAAAAAUAUAAGCAGAAUUUCGACGUAACUUCUUCAGGUGGUCGUAUUUUCCAAAAAAGAUUUCUAUUUGUUCUCAUCAUCACCUACAACUAAUACAGGCCGUUAAAAAAAGCAAAACUCUCUAUUGUCGCAAAUCUUAUCUAUGUGUAUAUAUCACGUUAGGUGUUUACAUAUGCUAACUCAUAUACAUGACUGUACUAUAAAAUAUAUAUUUAUGUAUAUAUAUCACGUUAGGUGUUUACAUAUACUAACUCAUAUACAUGACUGUACUAUAAAAUAUAUAUUUAUGUAUAUAUAUCACGUUAGGUGUUUACAUAUGCUAACUCAUAUACAUGACUGUACUAUAAAAUAUGGACAUGCGAUUUCAUUUCUUUUAGACACUUACAAAGUUUUAUUGUACACUUGGUGUUAUUGCUAAAUAUGUAAGUAUUAAUAUGCAAGCAAUGCCAUGAACGGCUCCUGCACUUUAUCAUCAUAUGAAGUACUGUACAAUUAAUGCAAAUUUGUGUACCAAGUAGACAGAAACAGUGACACACUGUAACUCCCCUCCCCAUCCACUGUUCUUACACAUUAACCCCUCCCCCCCGUAAAUAUUCUUGUUGGGUUUUGUCAUAGGAUCACAAAUUAAUAUUUGUAUUUGUUUAUUUUAGUAUUUAUAUCUGUAUGCUCAAAAAACUGGUCAAGCCACUCCUUCGUUUGAAAAAAUGGUACGUCCUACAUUUUGUUUGAAAUCAGUUCUUCAAGAUUGUUCACUUUCUAUUCAAUAUUUCAGGUGAAACGUUCUGGAACUCAACUCUCACAACACGUGUAUGCAUUUUUGACAUACGUUCAAACUGCUGAACAAGAAACGCGAGGAAAGGGCAAAGAUAAAGAUUCAUCAAAGACUGGAAAUUUAACCAAGGUAACGACCCCUUCAAGAUUCGUUCCAGUGAAAAUCCUCUACACUUCCUAUCCAGGACUGAACUGCCACAUGUCUCGCUCCGUAAUCCUCAUUCACACAGUUAGUCAACGGCGGCGGAAGAUCAGUUUGGUCGGGGGUGGAGCUGGACGAACUGUAGGGGGUCCGGGCCCAGGCUCAGAAUGAGAUACCUUCUUAUCAACCCCUCCCGCACUGAUCUUUCUUUUGGGAGGAGCUACCCCCCACCCCCCCUUCACUUAUACCUUUAGGGGAGGAGGUUAUACCCGGUUCCUUCGCCUAUGCAUUAAGCCUUCUUUCCAAUCACAGGUGCGAGUAUUGAAGGAACUGAAGUCUGUGCCAAAUCUUAUUUAUGCUGUUGAACAAUAUGAACGAUAUCUAAUACAGCUGACUAAGAAAUCAAAGGUACGUGUACAAGUGUAACAUUUUUUGUUUGCAAUUGUUAUAUCACAAGUCAUGUUAUUAUAUAGCAAGUGUUAAAGUUCAAUUUUCCUGUUUGUCGAUUGAACAAAACGGGAUCACGUGCCGGUCCACAAAACGUCAUGUUCACUUAAUGCUUUGCUGAGGGAGCAACCGGCCAACAGUGAAACAAUUAUUGUCUUUUACAUGCAUAUAGAAUUAUAGAUAUUUUUUUUUGUUUUAAAAUAGAUAAAUUUCAUGGAACAUUUUAAGAGAAGCACAUCAAGAGAUUUUCGAAUUAACUGUGCGACACUUGAUGCAGCUUUGAGAGAAGAGUCGAGCGAAGAAGACGAAGAGGUGCUUCAUUUUCUCACACAUAUUAUAGAAAGAUAACGGUUGACAAAGGGUCAGAAACUAAAAUAAAUUAACUAUUUUGUACUGGUUAGAUCUAUCAGUUCUGAACCGAACUUCCUAUUUUGAUUUUUUCAGGAUACGACGAAAGAGAAUGAAGAACCUCCGAAAAAGAAAGGCAAGAAAUAACUAUGUUUUUGCUAACUUCCUAACAUCUCAAAUUCUAAAAAUUUUAUUUUAUAUUGUAUAUAAGAGAGAAUAUAGCCCAGGGUAAUCUGGGGAACGUUGUUUUGGAAACAUUAUUUCUUAGCCAUGGUCAACAAAGAUGGGCUAACAUUUCAAAUUCUUUGAAAACAUUUCAAGAAACAGAGAUUUUCAGUGAUUUCCGCAACAAGAUAUUCGAGGAUUAGAAGGGCCCCUAUAUAUUGAUAGCAGAAGCUUGUCUCUGAAAGGGUAACCCUGCUGAAAUAAAGGUUUUACAUUACAUUACAUUACAUUACAAAUAGGGGUUAUGACCUAACGCUUCGCGCACAAAAAGUCAUGAUUGGGGUCAAGAUCCAUGAGAAAUGUAUUCACGCGCGAAACAUCAGCAUACCCUAAAUAUAUGUAACCAUUUGACGAAGUGUCAUGAGUUUUCAGAUUUUUCUGAAACUUCAAAGUUCUAAUAUCAUCUGACUGUUCAUGUCUAGUAAAGAGUUUUCACUCAGUUUCUUCAAACAUUUUCUUUUCUACCAUUUGAAUGACAUUGAGAAGAAUUGCAGGUUCACAGUACGUCAAUUUCGAGCACAGUUGGACAAGUUGCUGUAACGAGCCGGGCAGAGCAGCGUUCCUCCACCAUUUUGCGUCCAAUAACUCGCGUGUGCGGUCCACUGGAAAGUCAUAGCGCAUGUAACGAUUUUUGUGUAUUUGGUUAGUCCAUCCUUUACCAGGUGUUGCAGUUGUUUCUUUCUCAUAAUAACUAGAAAUAAUAUCCAAACGUAGUCCUUUAGCCUUUUGUUUGAGGUUCACAUUUGUGGGUCCCAAUGCUGUUACCUCAUCAUUUGAUACACUUUUGGUCGCUUUAUUCUUAGCAGACAAAAAUGGAAAGCUAGUUACAUUUUCUCUCUCAUUUGCCUCGUCGUCUUCACUCGUCUUUAAAAGCAAACCAAACAUAUUUGCAUACUCUUCCUGUUUUUCUGCAUUCAGCCCUUUGAUGCCUUUAAAAUAACUUUUAAAGUGACGGUAUACGGUGCACUCAGGUUUCCACGAGCCAAACAAACUAUCUUGACAAAAUUUGCUGUAGUUGCGAGCGUCUUUAAGCACGUCCAAAUCUUCCUUGUUCCAAGGUAUUCCAUCCUCGAGCCGUAAACAUUGGCUUGUAUGGAUUGUCUCGAUAAGGUCGUUCCAAAUUGGAAAGUACAGGCUCUCGUCUUCCACUAUGUCUGUCCCAAGUUUCGAGAGUUCA